AUGCCUCACUUUGCAAACCCUCUCUUAAGAAACAUCAUUAUCAGAAGUCAAUUUGAUAGCAUCAGGAGGAAGCAGUGCCUCCAAUAUCUGAAAACCCUAAGAAUGCUGCAAUCUGAUGGAUUUAAGACUGUAUAUUUUGGGGAAACCAAUAUUCCAGAAAGCCUUGUGAUGGGGCAAGACUUUAGUGAUGGAUAUUUCAUUCAAACUCCAAAUUGGUGUAUCGUGCACGCCGGUGGUAGUCAAGGAUGGGUGCCUUGGAAAUACCGGAUGUUCCUAAAAGAUGAGCUGUGUAACAAACCAGAAGACAGCCUCUUCUCUGAGUUCUGCGAUGUGGUGAGAAAGGCUUACGGGAAGUGUGCCAUCGUGGUCAAAGACAGAAGGCUGCAGGAGGAGCUGAGGCCAAAGGAAGACAGAGAGGCUGAGGUCCAGCCCUACAUCCCAAAGGUCAUUAACUUAACCAGCAUUGUGUGCUGCCCAGAGGUGGCCAAGUCCCACGGCCACGAACUACUCUCUCUGCCAUCCCUUUGCAAUUACCUGAGCCCUUUAGACACAGCCUGGUCUUCCCUGAAAUGGUUUAUCAUCAAUAACAGAAAAGAGUUUUGUUUGCAGUCCAUUGACAGUAUCUAUUCGUACCAGUAUAUACUUUUAAGUGAUUUAAUUAGCAAAGGGAUUGCAAGGAUAAACCCAAGCAAGUGGAAAACUUUAACUAACAAAGUACAGAGAUGGGAAAACUACUAUCUUGGGAAAUUUUCUUAAGGACAAUUCCUCCAACAAGCAGUGAGACUCUGCUAUGUGUCCAGUCUUUACCACCAACUUUGUGGAGCUCGAGUCCAGAGCACUGCGGCCAAAGAGACUUCAACAGCGACCUCACAGGGGUGCUGCAAGGACUGAGGGCUUCCUAAGGAUGUUAGCAAAUUGCUUUGAGUUCACUGGAGGUUUCAUUAAAGCUUAUUGGUAAAUGAGGGAUCUCAACUCGCA
Lemur catta (Ring-tailed lemur) is the source of this 978-nucleotide messenger RNA. It is a transcript of the gene C1H21orf140, whose product is annotated as chromosome 1 C21orf140 homolog. The record is from RefSeq and is a predicted model, not a curated record. NCBI's taxonomy places the organism in Eukaryota, Metazoa, Chordata, Mammalia, Primates, Lemuridae. The coding region runs from base 1 to 756 and encodes 251 amino acids. The transcript has a single exon.